AUGAUCUUAUUACGUUCUUCAUUUUUAAACCCCCAAAUUCACCUUUUCCCGCGAAAACCACAAUCAAUUUUCCCCAAAUAUUUCUUCACUAAGUUCAAUCAAUUUAAAUUAACCACCGCAAGUCAACCAAUUUUCAAUGAACAACAAGAAGAUUUAUCAAAGCCCAUAAGUAAUAACGAUAAAAAUCGGCUUAUUAGUUAUCCGAAUCAAGUUUCGGCUAACCAUCAAACCUACUGUUGGCUAUUAGAAGCAUUUUUAAAUUCUGGGUCUCUCUCAGAUGUUCAAAAGCUUCAUGGGAAGUUAUUAAAACUGGGUUUUGAUUCGGAUUAUGGAAUUAAUAGCCGGUUACUUGAUGUUUACCUAAAUCUUGGAAAUUUACGUUAUGCAUACCAACUGCUCGAUGAAAUGCCUGAGAGAGAUUUUUUGUCUUUUUGGAAUGGUUUGUUUUUCUGGUUGAUUGGGAAGAAAAUGGGUGGUUUGGUCUUGGUUUUAUUUUGGAAAAUGUUGGCGGAAAAUGUUGUUUGUCCGGAUGAAGUAACGUUUGGAAAUGUAUUGCGUGCGUGUAGUGGAUAUAAGGUUGAGGAUUGUUAUGUGAAGAUGAUUCAUGGUAAGAUUGUUCGGUAUGGUUUUGGUGAGAAUUAUGUUGCGUGUAAUCCGUUGAUUGAUUUGUAUGCGAAGAAAGGGUGUAUAGAUAUUGCAAAAUGUGUGUUUCAAGGGUUGGCUAUGAGGGAUAAUGUGACUUGGGUUGCUAUGAUAUCGGGUUUUUCUUAUAAUGGACUUGAAGAAGAGAGUAUUUUGUUAUUCAAAGAAAUGCAUGAUUCCGGGGCUUUGCCUACUCCGUAUGUUUUCUCUAGUGUUAUAAGUUCAUGUACGAAGAUUGAGUUUUUUGAGCUAGGUGAGCAGUUGCAUUCCCUUAUACAUAAAUGGGGAUUUUCAUCUGAAACUUAUGUCUGCAAUUCUCUUGUCACAUUGUAUUCCCGUUGUGGCGAUUUGUCGUCUGCAGAACAAAUUUUUAAUAAAAUGGAUCAUAGGGAUAGUGUAUCGUACAACACUCUUAUCUCGGGGCUUGCUCAGAAAGGACUAAGUGAGAAGGCUAUGGAGUUCUAUCGAAAAAUGCAGUCUGAUACCCUGAAACCGGAUUCUGUCACUGUUGCUAGUCUCUUAAGUGCUUGUGCGUCAAUUGGGGAUUUGUUGAAAGGGAGACAACUACAUUCGUAUACAAUAAAGGCGGGAAUGUGUGCAGAUAUAAUCAUAGAAGGCUCGUUACUUGACCUUUAUGUUAAAUGCUCCGAUGUCAAAACUGCUCAUGAGUUGUUCCUUACAACAGAAAAAAAAAAUGUGGUUUUAUGGAAUGUCAUGUUAGUGGCUUAUGGACAGUUGGGGGAUCUCCAUGAAUCCUUCAAAAUUUUUUCACAAAUGCAGAUUAACGGGUUGAGACCUAAUCAGUACACGUAUCCAAGUAUACUUAGAACAUGUACUUUGGUGGGUGCUUUAGACCUCGGUGAGCAGAUCCAUUCACAAGUUGUGAAAACGGGUUUUCAGCCAAAUGUAUAUGUCUGCAGUGUUCUUAUUGAUAUGUACUCCAAGCUUGGGGACUUGUAUACCGCACAGAAAAUUCUUAGACGCCUCAAAGAGAAAGAUGUUGUCUCCUGGACAGCUAUGAUAGCAGGGUAUGCUCAACAUGAGUUAUUUGUUGAAGCUCUUAAGACAUUUGAGGAAAUGCUACACCAAGGAAUCCAAUCAGAUAACAUCGGAUUUUCAAGUGCAAUUAGUGCGUGUGCAGGAAUUCAAGCUAUCAACCAAGGCCGCCAAAUUCAUGGUCAUUCAGUCGUUCGUGGUUAUUCCUCUGAUCUUUCAAUCGGGAAUGCACUUGUUUGUUUGUAUGCUCGCUGUGGUUUAAUAAACGAAGCAUACUUGGCGUUUGACAAGAUCAAUUAUAAAGAUAAUGUCUCAUGGAAUGGAUUGGUAUCAGGAUUUGCACAGAGCGGAAAUUAUGAGGAAUCACUUAAAGUAUUUGCGAAAAUGAAUGAAAUUGGGGUAGAAUUGAAUAUGUUUACAUACGGAUCAGCAAUUAGUGCUGCUGCAAAUACAACAAACAUAACACAAGGGAAGCAAAUCCAUUCAACAAUGAUCAAAACCGGCUACAAUUUGGAACCCGAGGCUUCAAAUGUUCUCAUAACAUUAUAUUCAAAAUGUGGUAGCCUUGAGGAUGCCAAGAAAGAGUUUCUUGAAAUGCCUGAAAAGAACGAGGUUUCGUGGAAUGCCAUGAUCACGGGUUAUUCUCAACACGGGUGUGGAGAUGAAGCUAUAAAACUCUUUGAGGAAAUGAAACAGUUGGGUUAUACCCCAAAUUAUGUUACUUUUGUGGGUGUUUUAACGGCUUGUAGCCAUGUCAGAUUAGUUGACAAAGGACUGGAAUACUUCAAAUCGAUGAGUCAAGAUUAUGGUUUAGUGCCACGAGCCGAACACUAUGCUUGUGUUGUAGACAUACUUGGACGGGCUGGGCUUUUGACCCGUGCACGAGAGUUUAUUGAGUCAAUGCCAAUUGAACCUGACGCAAUGGUGUGGAGGACACUCUUGAGUGCGUGUACAGUUCACAAAAAUAAAGAAAUUGGAGAAAUCUCUGCAAAACAUCUUCUUGAAUUAGAACCAGAAGAUUCAGCCACAUAUGUGUUAUUGUCAAAUAUGUAUGCUGUUUUUGGAAAAUGGGAUGAUAGAAACCGAACAAGAAAGUUAAUGAAAGACCGAUAUGUGAAGAAAGUGCCGGGGCGCAGCUGGAUUGAGAUCAAAAACACGGUUCAUGCAUUCUUUGUUGGUGAUUGUCUCCAUCCACUAGCCAAUGAGAUCUAUGAAUAUUUGGAGGUUAUAAAUAAAAGGGCUUCUGAUAUGGGUUAUGUUCAAGACCGUUAUAGUCUUUUAAAUGAUUUGGAGCAAGAUCAAAAGGAUCCAUUAACUUGUAUACAUAGUGAGAAAUUAGCCAUUACAUUUGGACUUCUGACCCUGUCUAAUACGAUCCCCAUGCGGGUUAUGAAGAAUCUUCGUGUAUGCAAUGAUUGCCAUAAUUGGAUAAAGUAUGUGUCAAAGAUUUGCAAUCGUGAUAUAAUAGUUAGAGACUCGUAUCGGUUUCAUCAUUUUGGAGCUGGUGUCUGUUCGUGCAAAGAUCAUUGGUGAUUUGGAUGUGUUUAUGUUGGUUCAUGUGAUCUGUUCCAGAGCCAAGAUAAUGUCUCUAUUAACAUCAAAGACGGUUCAAUCUGCUAAAAGAUAACAUCCAAUUGAACUCACCAAAGGUGCAUCAACAUUGUAAAGAAUAUCAAGAACAUGGAAGUUUGAUAUAGCAACCAUCAGUUAAUUAGCUUCAAAUGUGACUAGUAUCUAGUCCACUGCUUCGAUGGAAUGGGGUCAUAAAGCCGACGAAGAACCAUCACACUUGAUGGCAGAUCCAUAUCAGGGAAGGUGCAUAUUCCAUUGUAUUAAUACAAGAUGGAGCAAGAAGGUAAUAGUAAUUUGUACAAAUCCUCUCAAGUGAAGCUGCAAAUGAAGAGUUUUUGUCUUCUGUCAUAAGUGCAGAUAUUCGUCUGAGUUGACGUUAGCUCGCUUGCUAUUCUCUUUGGAAGGUUUUUUUCUUUUCCUAUACUUCCAUUACAUUUGUAUAUCAUUUACUCUUAUUCUUUCCGGUAAUCCGGCCUGAUACAUAGUUUUGAAAUCAUGUAAUUACUACAUUCCCAAAUUUCUCAGUAGUUUUGGUUGUAUAUACUAUAACAUUGCUGUACGAUGUUUUCGUAAUAAAAUUCUA
Erigeron canadensis is the source of this 3793-nucleotide messenger RNA. RefSeq names its product pentatricopeptide repeat-containing protein At4g13650. Bases 1 to 3171 code for a protein of 1056 amino acids. Gene Ontology annotation, biological process: RNA modification. The transcript has a single exon. NCBI's taxonomy places the organism in Eukaryota, Viridiplantae, Streptophyta, Magnoliopsida, Asterales, Asteraceae. Gene Ontology annotation, molecular function: zinc ion binding; RNA binding; protein binding. The record is from RefSeq and is a predicted model, not a curated record.